GCAGACCUAUAGAGCAGACUUGUCUGUGGGUUUUGAGCAUUUGCUUUGGAUUUGCCUCUGUCAGCUCAUGCACACUUAUCACCCAUGGAUUGGAGUGUGUUUUCAGUUCAGUUUCUUGUGAAGAGUGCCCUGUUCACCCGCUUUGAGCCAGUUUUGUUAUGCAAACUAAAGCACCAUAAGUGGACUUUCAAGGUAAACUCCUGAGCUGAAUUAAAAUACUCAUGUUUACGCACCCAGUGUUAAACAAGGUGUGGUACUUUUGCAGUGUUAGAAACAGAAAGGAAUAACUUUGGAGUUAAAACAUUAGGUAAGGCUGGUAUUUUAACACUUUUUUUUUUCUCUGUUGUCCCAUUCCUUUCAGUUUUAGCAUUCUUAUAAAAAAUGGAGACAAUUGCCCUGUUGGAUGUUAACAAAGGAGGAGUUAAAUAUUCAGCAAAAGGGAGAAGAGGAAAAGUAGAGGUGCUGGCUUGAAGAUGAGAUAGAACUAGUGAUAUCAAAGGGGAAAUAAAGGGAGCAGAGAUGAGAAGAAUCUUUCUGCUGUACUUAUAUGCAGCUUUAUCUCUGGAAAGAGAGGCAUCUUAAUCACCCAGUCCAGAAGAUGGCAAACUUGAUAGCACUAUUUUUGCUUGGGAUUACUAGAACUUUUCUCCUGCCUAAUCCACCUUCUUGAUGAUUUCACUUCUUUUGCUCAUUUAGAGUGUUGUCAGAGUGGACAAGCUGUGCUUUGUGCAGUGGCCCAUUGCUCUCCCAAAUGGCCAUGGCCAAGAAGCUGAGCUUGUCCUUUCCUUCCAUCUCCGUGGUUCUCUUAACCAGAGAUCAUCCCCUUGUUCCUGUCAAGUAAAAAAAAAUAAAAAUUCUCUCAGUUGCUAAUUCCAUUCUAUAGAAAGUGCACCUAGAGGGAAAACCCAGCUCUGUGUGCAGGCUGUUUUUCCAGCUCCGUGGUGCAUAGGGAAGAAUGAGUUUGGCUCAGAGGUUCCCUGCUGUUUUCUCCAGGAGUCUUGCAGCCGCUUUCCCUCCUCGGUCCAUUCUGCUUAGGGAGCCGUGAAAGGGGAGUUUGGCAGAGUGGGAGCUGCUGGGCAGAGCCUCUUGGCAGCAAGGAGCAGGGACUCUUGUCCUGUUGCUCUGAAUGGCAGAAGCAAAGCAGCGCAGCGUUUCCUGCUGCUGGCGUACCCAAAGGUGCCAUCCAGCUUGCCAGAAGGCAACCAUAACUCCAAAAGCUGCUGUGCUAAUUCAGGGACGUGGUAGUAGGGCAGGAGUACUGAUGCUGUUAUCAGCAGAAAUUGUUUGUUGUUUAAUGGAGAGUUUAUCAGCGUUCAGAAGGGCACAGGCCACAUCAGAAUGACCAUUGCUACCCCGUAUCUGCUGCCGUUUGGGGGUUAAAGUUUGUAUCAGCAGCAUGCAACUGGCCCAGUUGUAAAACUGAGAAAAUUAUCCCAUGCAGCAAAACUGUAGGUAAAGUGCAGUCCAGAGUACUAACAAGUUACUCUAGAUAUCAGAAGAAUUUAGGCUGAUGUUGUGACUUUUGGACUGGAACUUAGCAGCCACAUAGUGCAAGACCAAGCUUUAAGUUUAUAGUUUCUAAAAACACGGAUGCAGUGUGUAUUAUUAGUAACUCUCUAUUUGCAAGGGUUCAUAAUUCUUUUUCCUUCAGAGCAGCAUUACCCAAACCAUGACAUGAUCUCCUGUGUAGAGCUAAAAAGGAGCACGGCUGACAAAUGAGACAGGUCUCAGAAAAAGCAGGAACAUUAGUUACAUUAUAGUAUUCAGUCAUGCUUUAAUUAUGUCUGUAGAAAUGGCUAGAGGGUAAAAAAUUUUGGUAGAAAUUGACUGGUUUGCAAAAUAUUAGUGGUUUUUAAGAGAGUGGGAGACCCUUGAAAAUGAAGGUUUAAAACCAUGCAUAUUGAUGAACAGCAGUCAGUUGUGCUUUGCCUGUAUUUCUGAUUUUUCUCCCCUUUGCUCAGAAGGGGAAAACAUUUUUUCCACAGUAAACCUCAGCUUUUUAACUUUUGAUCUACUCUGAUAGUAAAACUUGAUAUUUUUUACCACUUUCCGUUUCUCAAAGCAGUUCUUCCUAUGGUUUUUAAACUUCAGCAGGAAGAUUGGCUCAUGAACAAAGAAUCCCCAUUUGUAUGUUUCUGAGUAAAAGGCCAGUAGAAAAUACUACUUUUUUUUUCCUUCUUUUUCUUUUUUUAAUCAUGUGUAUUGCUCUAAUUCUUUGAGUUACUCCUGUAUCCCCAGAGAGCCCGUGUGAUGAACUCUCUUUGCCAAUUCCCUCUUUCCCCCUCAGCUGGUGCUCAGGCCAGCAGUGGGGGUGGGACAGGACAGAAGUGGGCUGUGUAAAAAGCAUGGAAGAGCGGGAAGGGAGAGGGAUGACUUGGGUGAGGCAUUUUGUAGGGGAGUUUGGAGCCGCAGUUUUGGAAGGGAGAGCAGGCUGGAUGUGCAGGAGGGAGGUUGCCAGGCUCUGGGAGCGGAGAGCCGUGGUAUGUGGGGCUGGCCAGAAAGCAGCCUAUGGCGUGGAAACCGGCGUGGGACACAAAAGGAGGAAGGAACAGCAACAAGGAGGCAGGGAAAACCGAAAGAGGGGUGGCAGGAAGCUGAGGAAAUGGGGAGCAGCAGCUCGGCGUCAGGAGGCGGCAGGUACACAUCUGGAGGUGGCAGGUACACAUCUGGACGCAGCAGAACAUGAGCCCAAAAGGAUCUAGAAAAGAGCCCCAAAGUCCCCAACUCCAGGGCUCCCUCCCAAGGGAUUUGUGGGUUUGGAGAGGGCCUUAAAAUGGCUCCAGCCUGUGAGCACUGCCAGACUGCCAGACAUGUAUUUAAAUAACGUGACAGAGUUUCUCAUUUCCUCUCACAGUAGUGACUAGACUUGGCCUUGCUUAUUGGAAGCCUUCCAUCCAUCAUACACUUCUCGGCAGAGUGUGCAUUUCAUCACCUUUUAUUACUGCUCCAUAUAAAACAUGACCACCUCCUGCUACCGCUACUCCAUUAGUGCAGGUAGCAGAGCUCCAUCCACUGCUCCCGAUUUCAGCCAGGAUGAUAAGUAGUGUGGAUGCCGGUAUUGUGGAUAUCCUUUUGCCUUGUUCCAGCGCUAUUUCCUCUUCCAGAAGGAGACCUACCUCAUUCACCUCUACAAUGUGUUCACGGGACUCUCAAUUGCUUACUUCAAUUUUGGGACGCAGUUUUUUCAUUCCCUGAUAUGUGUCCUAAUCCAGUUCCUGAUACUGAGACUAAUGGGUCGCACAAUCACUGCCGUCAUCACCACAUUUCUCUUUCAGAUGACAUACCUUAUGGCUGGAUAUUACUUCACAGCCACAGAGCAUUAUGACAUCAAGUGGACAAUGCCACAUUGUGUCUUGACGCUUAAGUUGAUUGGUCUGGCCAUUGAUUACUAUGAUGGAGGAAAAGAUCCGGAGUUCCUGACCCCUGAGCAGCAGCAAUUCGCUGUUCGGGGGGUUCCUACCUUGCUGGAGGUCUCAGGAUUCUCCUAUUUCUAUGGUGCCUUCAUGGUUGGGCCUCAGUUCUCCAUGACAGACUAUCAGAAACUGGCAAGGGGUGAGAUGACUGACGUUCCAGGCCAGAGACCCAAUAGUUUUGUGCCUGCUCUCAAGCGUCUGAGCCUGGGUCUCUUGUUUCUAGUAACCUACACCUUGUCGAGCCUGUAUGUCUCUGAUGAGUACCUCACCUCAGAUGAGUACAUGGAGAAGCCUUUCUGGUUUCGUUGUGGUUACAUAUUGAUCUGGGGCAAAAUGAUACUCUACAAAUAUGUAACUUGCUGGCUUGUUACGGAAGGUGUCUGCAUCCUUGUUGGUCUGGGGUACAAUGGGAAAGACCAGAACGGAAAGCCUUUGUGGAAUGCCUGUGCCAACAUGAAGGUCUGGCUGUAUGAGACAACACCUUUGUUCACAGGGACCAUUGCUUCUUUCAACAUCAACACCAAUGCUUGGGUGGCCCGCUACAUCUUCAAGCGCUUGAAGUUCCUGGGCAACAAACUGCUGUCACAGGCACUGGCCCUGUUCUUCCUGGCCAUCUGGCACGGGCUGCACUCUGGCUACCUGGUGUGCUUUCAGAUGGAGCUGCUGAUAGUCAUCGUGGAAAGACAGGCCAUGAACCUUGUUCGGGACAGUCCUGCCCUAAGCACUUUGGCCUCCAUCACUGUCUUGCGGCCCAUCUUCUACGUGCUGCAGCAGACUAACCACUGGAUGUUCAUGGGCUACUCCCUGGUGCCAUUUUGCCUCUUCACCUGGGACAAAUGGAUGAAGGUGUACAGGUCUAUUUAUUUCUUCGGCCACGUGUUGUUCUUCACCUUACUGCUGGUGUUGCCUUACAUUCGCACAUUAAUCGUGCCACGAAAAGAAAAGCUAAAAAGAGCAGAAUAACAGCCAAAAGAUUGUACCACCUGUGCAUUCGUAGGAGUUGAUUUAACACUCCGGAAGCAAAGCAUCACCUGCCAAGUUUGCUGUGUUGAAGUAUGACUAUUUUUCAACGCGAGGAGGGGGAAGGAGAAAGCACAGGGUCAGAGACCCGAAAGGAGGGGAUCCGAGCGAGCCUCCUUGAGACCCUCCACCUUCUGUCUGUUGCCUUAUCUCUGCCGCCCCGCGGCCGGCACUCGUCUCUCCGCUGAUACCAGAUGAUUGUACCACACUCACGGCAGGUGCUGCGUUGGAUUGGAGCCACCUUCUGACUUUUCUACGUUUGUCAUCUAAGAUAAAAAAAUUGCUCCUGGUCUUUU
Molecule: messenger RNA, 4729 nt
Organism: Pyrgilauda ruficollis (rufous-necked snowfinch)
Lineage: Eukaryota; Metazoa; Chordata; Aves; Passeriformes; Passeridae
Gene: LPCAT3
Product: lysophosphatidylcholine acyltransferase 3
Exons: 13
Coding region: 3231-4376 (381 amino acids)
Biological process (GO): lipid modification; phosphatidylcholine biosynthetic process
Cellular component (GO): membrane
Molecular function (GO): 1-acylglycerophosphocholine O-acyltransferase activity; lysophospholipid acyltransferase activity
Source: RefSeq, a predicted model, not a curated record